This is a messenger RNA of Setaria italica (foxtail millet), 618 nucleotides long. RefSeq names its product proteinaceous RNase P 2-like. The record is from RefSeq and is a predicted model, not a curated record. The coding region runs from base 1 to 618 and encodes 205 amino acids. Gene Ontology annotation, molecular function: protein binding; ribonuclease P activity. Gene Ontology annotation, biological process: tRNA 5'-leader removal. NCBI's taxonomy places the organism in Eukaryota, Viridiplantae, Streptophyta, Magnoliopsida, Poales, Poaceae. The transcript has 4 exons.
AUGCUUAAUAUAGAGCAGCUGGAUGCCGUUGUAGCAGAGCUACGGGAUAGAUAUCAUGGGAAAUGGCCACUUGUCAUACUACAUAAUAAACGAAUUGCCAAGCUUAUGGAAAAUUCAUCUAAUAGACAUUCGAUUGAGACUUGGAGAACAAAUGGGGCUUUGUAUACUUCACCAAGUAGGUCAAACGAUGACUGGUAUUGGCUAUAUGCAGCAAUCAAACUAAAUUGUUUGCUUGUGACUAAUGAUGAAAUGAGAGAUCACAUAUUCGAGCUUCUAGGGUCGUCCUUUUUUCCAAAGUGGAAGCAACGUCAUCAGGUAAAGUACACCUUUAAUAAAGGAAAAGCGGUGCUUGUGAUGCCACCCCCUUAUUCUUCAGAGAUUCAAGAGUCGGAAAUGGGAUGUUGGCACAUCCCAAUGGAAGAGAAGUCUGGGAAUGAGAGAGGUAGGAUUUGGCUUUGUAUUGGCAGGGGAGGUUCCUGCAAAGAAGAUGGUGAAGUUCCUGCAACUAAUGGAGUUGUCCACGAAAUUCCUCCAACUGAGGCAUCUAACGUGAUACAGCAGAGGCUGGCCGAAAAUAAGGAUGAGUUGAUAACUGGUAAAAGAAAGGAUAGAGAUUGA